AUGAAGUUCUUAUCGACGACUCUUCUCCUCGCGGCUCCCCUGCUCGCCUCAGCCGCUUCUAUCCCAAGCCUUCUUGAACCAUGGCAAAUCCCGCUCCGGACUGAGGAAGAUAAAACACAGGUCCCAGGACAGAAUCCGCUGGUGUACUGCAAAGACCCAUCCUCCUACGUUCUGACAAUCGAUUCCGUGGAUUUAACGCCCAACCCCCCUAAAGCUGGCACCAAACUCACUAUCAAGGCCAGCGGUACCCUCAAGGAGCCGCUCGUGAAGGGCGCCUACGUCAACAUCGUCGUCAAAUAUGGUAUCAUUACCUUGAUCUCGCAGACCGCCGAUCUCUGUGAUCAGCUUGACAAUGUGGACUUGAAAUGUCCCCUGUCUGGUACUAUGAGUAUGACGAAGGAGGUUGACUUGCCCGCGCAAAUCCCCCCGGGCAAAUACUCCGUUUUCGCCGACGUCUACAACCUAGGUGAACCCAAAGCUGAGCACCAAGUCACCUGCUUAGAGGCACACAAUAUCGAGUUCAACCUGUAA
Penicillium odoratum is the source of this 531-nucleotide messenger RNA. RefSeq names its product ML domain-containing protein. The transcript is spliced from 3 exons. Gene Ontology annotation, molecular function: sterol binding. The record is from RefSeq and is a predicted model, not a curated record. NCBI's taxonomy places the organism in Eukaryota, Fungi, Ascomycota, Eurotiomycetes, Eurotiales, Aspergillaceae. The coding region runs from base 1 to 531 and encodes 176 amino acids. Gene Ontology annotation, biological process: intracellular sterol transport.